This is a messenger RNA of Monodelphis domestica (gray short-tailed opossum), 5802 nucleotides long. RefSeq names its product dystroglycan 1 (gene DAG1). NCBI's taxonomy places the organism in Eukaryota, Metazoa, Chordata, Mammalia, Didelphimorphia, Didelphidae. Gene Ontology annotation, cellular component: basement membrane; sarcolemma; dystroglycan complex. Gene Ontology annotation, biological process: muscle attachment; axon guidance; morphogenesis of an epithelium. Gene Ontology annotation, molecular function: laminin binding; calcium ion binding. The record is from RefSeq and is a predicted model, not a curated record.
GCGGGCUAAGAGAUGCAGGCAGAAGCGUCGGGGUUCCGCGGAGGGAUCGUGCGGGCGCCGCCGCGGGUACCGCUCGGCCGCGGGGAUUGGCUGCGGUGCUCGCGUGUCACCCGGGGUUGCUAGGCUCCGGGCCGCCCCGCCCCCGCCUUCCCCCGACAGAUAUUUCAACUUGUUGAAAAUGGAUUCUUAAAUUUCUGGAGAAAGUGGACUCAUAAUGCAGGAUACUCAUGAUUUUGGGCCAAAGCAAAUUUUCAGUUUUUGAAGAUCUGUUGGGAUGGAACAGGUGUGCCAAAGCUGAGAUAAAAGAAUCCACUCCACAUUUUUGGCCAGUGUCCUACAAUUUUUGGCUUUAAUAUAAUUGGAAAUUGUAAUGAGUAUGACUGUUGGAUUUGUACUACUGUCCCCUCUUUGGGGGAGGACCUUUUUUAUUCUUCUACUAAUGAUUGCUUCAGCUCAGUCUCACUGGCCCAGUGAACCCUCUGAAGUUGUAAGGGACUGGGAAAACCAGUUAGAAGCAUCAAUGCAUUCAGUGCUUUCUGAUCUUCGAGAGACUAUCCCAGCUGUUGUGGGCAUUCCAGAUGGUAUAGCUGUAGUAGGUCGCUCAUUUCGAGUUGCCAUUCCAACAGAUUUAAUCGCUUCCAAUGGAGAAAUAAUUAAGAUGUCAGAAGCUGGGAAAGAAGUUUUGCCCUCUUGGCUACACUGGGAUCCAGAGAGCCGUCUGCUCGAAGGUCUUCCUCUUAAUACAGACAAAGGUGUACAUUACAUUUCUGUCAAUGCCAUGCAGCUGGCAGCCAAUGGAAGUUAUGUGUCCCAAGCAAUGAAUGUUUUCUCUAUUGAAGUGUAUCCUGAAGAUCACAGUGAGCCACAGUCAGUAAGAGUUGCAUCACAAGAUGCUAAUGAAGCUGCUCCAUUUGUAUGUGGGGCUGAUGAACCAGUAACUAUCCUGACUGUAAUUUUGGAUGCCGAUCUCACAAAAAUGACACCAAAGCAGAGGGUCGAGCUCUUAAAUAGAAUGAAACGUUUCUCGGAAGUAGAACUGCAUAAUAUGAAAUUGGUUCCAGUUGUAAAUAACAGACUAUUUGACAUGUCAGCCUUCAUGGCAGGCCCAGGAAAUGCAAAAAAAGUAGUAGAAAAUGGAGCCUUACUUUCAUGGAAGUUAGGUUGUUCUUUGAACCAAAACAGUGUCCCUAACAUUAGUAGUGUUGAAACUCCAGCUAAAGAAGGUACAAUGUCUGCUCAGCUUGGCUAUCCUGUUGUAGGCUGGCAUAUUGCUAAUAAGAAACCCCAUUUUCCAAAACGGAUAAGGAGACAGAUUAAUGCAACACCCACACCAGUCACUGCCAUUGGACCUCCUACAACAGCUCUCCAAGAACCACCAUCUAGGAUUGUUCCUACACCCACCUCCCCAGCCAUUGCACCUCCUACAGAAACUGCAGCUCCUCCAGUACGAGAUCCUGUUCCUGGAAAACCAGCAGUUACUAUUCGAACGAGAGGUGCCAUUGUUCAGACCCCAACUCUGGGGCCAAUACAGCCUACCAGAGUAUCCGAUAUAGGCACUACAGUCCCUGGCCAGAUUCGGCCAACAACAGUUCCAGGCUACAUAGAACCCACUGCUGUUAUUACCCCUCCUACCACCACCACUAAGAAACCAAGAAUAACUACUUUGAAACCAGCCACGCCUUCAACCACAGACUCCUCAACAGCUACAACCCGAAGGCCUACCAAAAAACCACGAACUUCGAGGCCAGUACCCAGGGUCACAACCAAAGCACCUCUCACCAGAUUGGAAACCGCUUCUCCAUCAACUCGAAUCCGAACCACAACAAGUGGCACAACCCGAGGGGGUGAGCCCAACAAGCCUCCUACACUCAAAAACCACAUUGACAGGGUGGAUGCCUGGGUGGGCACUUACUUUGAAGUAAAAAUCCCAUUAGAUACUUUUUAUGAUGAGGAGGACACAACUACUGAUAAGCUGAAGCUAACUCUGAAGCUUAGGGAGCAGCAGAUGGUAGGGGAGAAGUCUUGGGUCCAAUUUAAUAGCAAUAGUCAGCUGAUGUAUGGUCUUCCUGACAACAGUCACCUGGGCAAGCAUGAGUACUUCAUGCAUGCAACAGAUAAAGGCGGCCUCUCAGCUGUGGAUGCCUUUGAAAUCCAUGUACACAAGCGUCCACAGGGAGAUAGGUCUCCGGCCAAAUUUAAGGCAAAAUUCACAGGUGAUCCUGCUUCAGUGGUUAAUGACAUUCAUAAAAAAAUCACAUUGGUAAAGAAACUGGCUCUUGCCUUUGGGGACCGAAAUAGCAGUACUAUCACCUUACAGAACAUCACAAAGGGCUCUAUUGUGGUGGAGUGGACAAAUAAUACUCUGCCUCUGGAUCCCUGCCCCAAGGAACAGAUCCGAGGGUUGAGCAAAAGAAUCUCAGAUGAUGAUGGAAAACCGCGCCCCAUUUUCUCUAAUACCUUGGAGCCUGAUUUUAAGGCUGUGAGCAUUUCUGUAACAGGAUCAGGCAGCUGUAGACACAUUCAGUUUAUUCCUGUUACAGCAGACAGAAAGAUGCCUUCAGAAGCUCCCCCUACAGUUGUGACUGAGAAAGACCCUGAAAAGAGCAGUGAGGAUGAUGUCUACCUACACACAGUCAUUCCUGCUGUGGUGGUGGCUGCUAUCCUUCUCAUUGCUGGUAUCAUUGCUAUGAUCUGUUAUCGAAAGAAAAGGAAAGGAAAGCUCACAAUUGAAGACCAAGCAACUUUCAUCAAAAAAGGCGUGCCAAUCAUCUUUGCUGAUGAACUGGAUGACUCUAAGCCACCCCCUUCCUCCAGCAUGCCUCUCAUCCUACAAGAGGAAAAGGCUCCUCUCCCUCCUCCGGAAUAUCCAAAUCAGAACAUGCCAGAGACCACUCCAUUGAACCAGGAUACCAUUGGAGAAUAUACUCCCUUAAGGGAUGAAGACCCUAAUGCACCUCCCUAUCAGCCCCCCCCACCCUUCACAGCCCCCAUGGAGGGAAAAGGCUCACGCCCGAAGAACAUGACCCCUUACAGGUCUCCACCUCCAUAUGUUCCUCCUUAACAGCAAGUCUUGGGCUUUGAGGGAAGGGGCCUGGAGAUCCAUACCAGUGUUGUUGAUAGGGAUUGAUGGCCCACAGUUCAUUGCCAACCAGAAAUCAACACUUGACCCCAAACACACACCCAUAUACAGGGCCUGAAAAAAAAAAACCCUCCCUCUCUGGUUCUUUUAUACCACCCCAAAGUGGCCUGGUGAACUUUGGGGGAGUUUUUUUCUUUUUUUCUUUCUUUUUUUUUUGCCUAACAGCUUUUGUUUGUUCAUAGAGAAUUCUUCGCUGAGUAUUUCUGAUGGCCAGCUUCUGAAAGCACCAAUGGGCACAGAGCGCAGAAAGAAUGGAUGGAUGGACUUGCAGAUGGCACUGGGCUGGACAUUCCAUCCCUGGUGUACUCUGUUUGCCUUUAACACUAACUGUACUGUUUUGUUUUUUUUUUUCUAUUCACGUGUGUCUAGCUGCAGGAUGUAACAUGGAAAAAGUAGCCUAAAGAUUAAAAUCAAAGGACUUUCAGAAGUUAAUGUUACAUUUUUACAUUUAAUCUGCUGUUUACCUAAACUUGUAUGUAUAGUUUUGGGGUGGGGUUGUGGGGUGGGGGGAGGGGGCCCUGCUUUGCUAAAAAUAAGCUCCCAGGGUGUUUCAAAACUAGUUAGAGAAGACCAAGGGACAGUAUUUUUUAUCAAAGGAAUCCUAUUUUUUCACACAAUGUAAACUUUGUUCCUCGGUUAAGCCAGAGACUGAUUUGGGGCAUUUUUGUGGAUUGUAGGAAGAACUCUGGGUACUUCAUGUGAGUAAGCUCACAGACCUGCUGACCUGGCCCUCCCUGACUCUCCCCUGGUAUUGGUGCUGGAUGGUCAGAGAUUAUUUUAUGGGGCCAGACAAUCCUCCCUGUGUGCUCUAGGCAAGCUUUAAGGGGCAUUAGUUGUUGGAUGGAAAUGUAACGAUGAGAGGCAAGCAGAGGCACACUGCUCCUGGUGACCCUGGUGCUUCUAGUGGACCUGGUGGUGAAAAUGGGCCACCAGUAAGGAAAGCAAAUCCUAGAAAUGAUUAGGUAGGGUUUUAGACUGCAUUGACUUUUUUCUCUUUCUUUCUCUCUCUCUCUCUCUCUCUCUCUCUCUCUCUCUCUCUCUCUCUCUCUCUCUCUCUCUCUCUCUCUCUCUCUCUCUCUCUCUCUCUGUUUUAAGGAAAACAUGGUUUUUGAAACACUCAGUGGGGGAUGUUUUGGUGAAGAUGCAAUAUUUUUAUGUAGUGUGAUGCUAUUUCCUUACUCUCAAAUUCUUGGCAGUUGUGUUCUGACAGCAUCUCAUUCCUUUGUUCUGGCCCUCCCAUCCCCAGGUUUCUGGACUCCAACAUGCUGAAAGCUGUCUGGUGAUUGGGAAGGAAAGUGCCAGCAAUAUAGUUAAUAGUAAAAAUCGGUGGACUCUCAAAUCUAAUUUUUUUACUAAAUUUUUGAUACAGUCUCAAAUUGUUUUAUUAUAAAAAAAGAUUAAAAAUGGUAAUGCUUACAGCAGUUUGUAUGAGCUUAGCUUCUUAGGGUUGAUUCCAUGGGACUGAUUGCUUUUCACAUUCUGACUUUUUUCUGUCAUUGUUUUGAUUCUAGAACCAUGUCUGGAUUUCUUGCCUUUUUAGAAUGAAUUUAACUUGUCUCUGUCCUGUGACUUGAGGCACUCUGGAGGUGCCCUGCUCCACCUAUUUUUUUCUCUCUUUGGACUAAAUUGUUUAAGCAUGACCUUCUUGGCCAUUUGAAAGCUAUUUUUGGUACAUAUUAGGGAGGAAAAUCCUUUGCAAUAAUGUUUCCCUUCCUUGAUGGGGGGUGCGCAGACUCCAGCUCACUUUGCACACCCAUCAGACACUUUUAAGCCAUAUUGACUGUUUUGCAAAGUAUAUUUGUGGGCUUCCCCUGAAGGAUGGCUGGGCAGGUCAUUGGCCUUCACCUCUUCAUUUGCCUAGGGGACAUUUUCUACUGUGCUUUUCCAAAACAGAUUUUUCUGACUAGAAGCCAGUGUUGUUACAUCUACAUGUUUGAACUGAGCAGUUCCUAAUUCUGUGUUUAUAUGCCUCUCACCAACUUUACCCAGUGGGAGCUGUGAGGUUGUUUCCUUGAUUCCCUCACAGAAAAAAAAGGGACUCUCAUGGGAUCUGGCCCUUCUUCCAGAGGCAUUUGGGAGGCAAGAAAGGAGUCUCAUGAAGGGAGCUCAGUAGACCAGGACACAUUCUGACCAGCAUUGGGUCAUAGCUUGAGUGAGCUCUAUGGACUGGGAAUGUUCCCAGUACAUGAGUCAGGUAUACACAUUUAGGGGCCAGAUUUGGCCCAGUUACCCUUUUUUGAUUCUAAUAUACUUUAUGUGGUCCCCUGCAAAAAUAAAUAACAUUUCAAAAAGCCCCAGAGCAAGUUGUUUGAGUGAAAGGCCUUCCAAAUAGCCCCGUUGCCCCAGCAACUCCACCAUUCCAUCCCAGCCAUGCGCAGAUGGGGCAGGCCUGGCUCUACCUGUCACCAUAGAAACUGGAGGCAAAGGGGCAGUGAACAGAAUAAUAAUAAUAAUGCUGUUUCAGCCAACCUCCUUCCCAUUUGCACCAGGGCUGCCUCUGUUAGCCAUCAGGCACUGUAAUGUGGAGAGCAGAUCUUAUUAAAAAGUGUUCACCAACAACUGAUGUGUGUUUUAUUUCCUUACAUAUGGUUUUAAGAAGAUGUGUUUUCUGCAUUCUGUAUAGAAACAUAUCAGACUAAAUAAAACAGUGUACUUUACUAUAA